AGGGACAGGACGUGCUCUCCCUCCUUCCGCGUCGUCUCCUACAACCUCCUCGCUAGCUCAUACGCCGACUCGCCAUUUGCCCGGGAGAAACUUUUCCCCUACGUGCCUGCGGCGGCCAUGGAUGCAGACUACCGCAAGCAGCUGCAGUUGCUGGAGCUAUUCGGGUACAACGCAGAUAUCCUCUGCCUGCAGGAGGUCGACCAGUCGGCGUUCCAAGAGUUCUUCGAGGAGCAGCUGGACAACGCCGGGUACUCUUGCCACUUUCUGAACAAGGCGGGCAGCAAGCUCUCGACUGUGGCGCAGGUAGUGGCGCUGGGCCCUCGGGACGGGGCGGGGGAGGAGGGAGGGCUGAUAAUCGUUAACACUCACCUCUUCUUCCACCCCGAGGCCUCCCACAUCCGCAUGCUGCAAGUCUCCGCAAUCCUAACGGAGGCGAUGGACAUGAAGGAGAGGAUGGAGGAGAGGUCUCAACGGGCCUGCGCGGUCCUCUUCGUCGGGGACCUCAACAGCGAGCCUGACACAGGAGCGAUCGAGCUGCUGGCGGGAGGAGCCGUGUCACCGCAGCACCCGGAGUGGGAGGCCCACGCGGGAUUCCGAUGGGGGGACAACGGGGAGGAGGAGGUGGGAGUGCAUGCGGACUCGGGCCCGUCAGUGAGGAGGGAGGAGGGGCAGGCGCUCAAGGGGAUGAGCCUGUCGCAUCCCCUCGCUCUAGCGAGCAGCGACGGUCUUGGCUCGUCCUUCACCAACUAUGUCCGAGGAUACAUCGGAUGCCUCGACUACAUCUUCUACGAAGCCUCUGCGUUGAGAGAAGUGGACACAACGGCUCUGCCCUCCUUCAAGUUUCCCUCCGACCACAUCUCCAUCUGCUGUGAUCUAACGUGGCGCAAA
Guillardia theta CCMP2712 is the source of this 888-nucleotide messenger RNA. RefSeq lists its product as hypothetical. NCBI's taxonomy places the organism in Eukaryota, Cryptophyceae, Pyrenomonadales, Geminigeraceae. The transcript is spliced from 3 exons. The record is from RefSeq and is a predicted model, not a curated record. Gene Ontology annotation, molecular function: 3'-5'-RNA exonuclease activity. Gene Ontology annotation, cellular component: mitochondrion. Gene Ontology annotation, biological process: nuclear-transcribed mRNA catabolic process, deadenylation-dependent decay. The annotation marks the transcript as partial.